AGGAACGGAGUGGAGAGCACUGAAGAACAAUUUUAGCUCUGCGUGUCUCUCUUCUAAUCUAAAAGUCGCCAUUGUCGUCAAUCUCGCAGGAGGGUCACGAAGAUCAUGGGUCUCUUCUCUUCAAAGGGUUUUUUGUUUAAGAAUGCACCAGUAUUUGCUCUUGGAUACUACACAAAUGAUGCUUUAACCCCUAAUGCUAAUAAGAUAAUCAAAGAAGCCAAAGAGUGCUUGGCUGAAUGCAAGUCCUUAGUAAAGAGGGCUGAGGCUGAACUAGCUAAGCUGGAAAAAAUGGAAAGAAAUAUGCUCCAUCUAUUUAAGACUAGGAUGGAAGAGUUGGGAGAAAUGAAAAUGGCCGAUGAACGAUAUUCGCAAGAAGAAACUGAGCGCAGUUACAUACGACGAAAUGGAUCUGAAGAAGCUAUCUGAUUUGGUGCAGAGACUGAAGACAGAAUAUGAACUCUUUAAAAACUAAGUAGCUCAAGCUUUUGUUGAUCUGACCUUGGGUUAAUUCUUAACUUUUGAGUUCUGUUAGUAAAUGGAAAUGUUAAUCCUGAGUAUGUAUCAACUUAUGAGUAACAUGAUCUAGUUUGUUUUGUUGUUAGUAAAUCAUAUUUAACCUUAAA
This is a messenger RNA of Camelina sativa (false flax), 623 nucleotides long. RefSeq lists its product as uncharacterized. The record is from RefSeq and is a predicted model, not a curated record. Lineage: Eukaryota; Viridiplantae; Streptophyta; Magnoliopsida; Brassicales; Brassicaceae.